Molecule: messenger RNA, 1341 nt
Organism: Talaromyces amestolkiae
Lineage: Eukaryota; Fungi; Ascomycota; Eurotiomycetes; Eurotiales; Trichocomaceae
Exons: 4
Coding region: 1-1341 (446 amino acids)
Biological process (GO): L-threonine catabolic process; glycine biosynthetic process
Cellular component (GO): cytosol
Molecular function (GO): L-allo-threonine aldolase activity
Source: RefSeq, a predicted model, not a curated record
AUGGCCCCUGGAAUCACAGAGGUCGUGGAGGAGGAGAGAUUCGAGGCCAAGAAAGCUUCCAAGUUGGAUGCCAUCAAGGCUCUGAACAAUGGGUAUAGUCAUGGUGGACGGGACGAAGAGGGACAUCAGAUGAAUGGUCGGUCGGAUGUAUCCACUGCCGCCGUCAACAACACAGACUCUACUGCGGAGGAUGAGACGCCCGUGUUCACGAUGCCUUCUAUUCAUAAGUUGAGAGAGGCUCAGCGGCGGGKUGAGCAUGACUUUCGGUCGGAUACGGUUACGGUGCCGACGGUACAUAUGAUGCAGGCCAUGAUCGAAUCCUCCUUCCAAGACGACAUGUACGACGCAACAGGAGACGAAUCCGUCAACCGCCUGCAGCAGCGUCUGAUCGAGUUAACCGGCAAAGAAGCCGCCAUGUGGGCUCUGUCCGGCACAAUGGGAAACCAGAUCUGUCUCCGGACCCAUUUGACGCAACCGCCGCACACAGUGUUGCUCGACUAUAGGGCCCAUGUCCAUUGUUGGGAGACCGGUGCUAUGCCCGUGAUGUCCCAGGCUUCUGUGACGCAGGUGCAUCCGAAGAAUGGUUUGCAUUUGACGCUGGAGGAUGUCAAGAAGCAUAUCAUUGCUGAUGGGAACAUUCACUUCCCUCCAACACGCGUGGUCUCGUUGGAAAACUCAUUAAGCGGUACUAUUCUACCCCUCAAAGACGCCAAGGAAAUUUCAGACUAUGUCCGAAACUUCCCCGUUGAAGAAGGCGAAAAGCCUAUUGCUAUGCACCUCGACGGUGCCCGUCUGUUUGACGCCGUAGCAGCCGAGGGCGUCAGUCUGAAAGACUACUGCGCCAAUUUCGACUCGGUCAGUAUCUGUCUUGCAAAGGGUCUCGGUGCCCCAAUGGGAAGUAUUAUUGUUGGAUCGAAAAAGUUUAUACAUCGUGCCCGAUUGUUUAGAAAGAUGUUUGGUGGUGGUACGCGGCAGCCUGGUAUGAUGGCUGCUGCCGCCCUCUGCGCCCUAGAAUAUACAAUGCCUUUGUUACCCAAGGUCCACGCUUUAACCAAGCAAACCGCCGACUCCCUGCGCGAAGCCGGAUAUAAAAUCAGCCUCCCCGUGCAGACGAACAUGAUCGUUCUGGACCUCGAAGAAGCCGGUAUUCCACCAGCGGCCUUUGUGGAAUAUGGAAAGCGAGCUGGUGUAACGGUGUUCCCGACUGGACGGCUUGUGUUCCAUCAUCAGAUCUCGGCGGCGGCAGCGUCGCGGCUUGUUGAUGCGAUGACGAUGCUUAUAGAGGAUAAGAAGGCUGGAAAGCAGUUAGAGAAUCAUAAGGUUACAGGCGGGUAUAUGUAA